Messenger RNA from Branchiostoma floridae (Florida lancelet), 2692 nucleotides. RefSeq names its product proton myo-inositol cotransporter-like. Gene Ontology annotation, molecular function: myo-inositol:proton symporter activity. The record is from RefSeq and is a predicted model, not a curated record. The transcript has 11 exons. NCBI's taxonomy places the organism in Eukaryota, Metazoa, Chordata, Leptocardii, Amphioxiformes, Branchiostomatidae. Gene Ontology annotation, cellular component: membrane. The coding region runs from base 67 to 2238 and encodes 723 amino acids. Gene Ontology annotation, biological process: transmembrane transport.
UUUAGUUUUUACCGGUGAAACUACCGGACUUCUCCUGGUCUUUCUCCUGCACACGGGCGCUUGCACAUGAGCCGGGAACAUAGCUUUGAGAUGAAGGGUACCUCCGCCAACUUCGUCAUGGACAGGCCCGAGAGCGACGAGCGGCAGCUCAUCAACCAGUCGGCGGGGGACCGCGGCAGUGCGCCCCGCCCGCCGGCCCGCAAGGCUCCGGUGAUCCUCUACGUGCUCACCCUGCUCGCUGCUAUCGGGGGGUUCCUGUUCGGCUACGACACCGGGGUGGUCUCCGGGGCCAUGAUCCUGAUACGAGAGGACUUUAAGCUGUCUACUGUCUGGCAAGAGGCCAUCGUGAGCGUGACGAUAGGGGCAGCGGCUCUCUUCGCUUUGCUGGGCGGGCUGCUGAACGACACGUUCGGAAGGAAGCCCGUCAUCCUACUCGCUAGCUUCGUGUUCACGGCCGGGGCGGUGGUCAUGGGCGCCGCGCAGUCUAAAGUGCUGCUGCUCAUCGGGAGAAUCGUCGUGGGCAUCGGGAUAGGUUUGGCGUCGAUGACCGUUCCCAUGUACAUCGCGGAGGCCGCCCCCCCAGAGAUGCGCGGCCGCCUCGUCACCAUCAACAACAUGUUCAUCACGGGCGGGCAGUUCGUCGCCAGCGUCAUCGACGGAGCCUUCAGCUACAACAAGCAGGACGGGUGGAGAUACAUGCUAGGCCUGGCUGGUGUCCCCUCACUUGUCCAGUUUGUUGGCUUUCUCUUCUUGCCAGAAAGCCCCCGUUGGUUGGUCCAACAUGGAGAUAACCUGAUGGCUAAGAUGGUUCUGAAGAGGAUGCGGGGCCUCGACAACGUGGAUGAGGAAUUUGAGCAGAUCAAGCAGUCCUUUGAGGAGGAACAGCGCGAGAGAAAAGAGUCAGGUGUGAGCGGCCCUGUCGUCCUGCGUAUGCUACAGCACCCCCCCACCCGCAGGGCGCUGUUCGUGGGCUGUGGACUGCAGAUGUUCCAGCAGAUAGCCGGCAUCAACACUGUCAUGUACUACUCAGCCAGCAUCAUAAAGAUGGCAGGUGUCCAGGACGACUCCAUGGCCAUCUGGCUGGCAGCCGUCACCGCCUUUGUGAACUUCCUCUUCACAGCUGUGGGGGUCUACCUGGUGGAGAAGGUGGGGAGGAGGGUACUGGCUCUGGGCAGCAUGGCAGGUGUGUUCCUGAGCCUGUUGGUUUUAGCCAUUGCAUUCUGGUUCUCAGCCCAGUACUCCCCUCCCAUCACCUACCUACCUGCACACGGUGGCAACGUCUCACAACACUGCAACUCAUACAAUAAGUACUCCCCUCCCAUCACCUACCUGCCUGCACACGGAGGCAACAUCUCUCAACACUGCAACUCAUACAAGACCUGUAACCAGUGUGCGAUGGACGACGACUGUGGAUACUGCUUCAGUCUGGACUCAAACAACUCAGUAGCUAACGGCUCCUGCGUGCCCUCGGACGCCGGGCGAUGGGACACGUUUGCCAGAACCGGUCGAUGCGCGUACACCAACGACACAACAGAUCACCAUGCGGCGGGAGUAAGCUGGGCGUUCAACUACUGCCCAUCCAGCUACUCUUGGCUUGCCAUCCUGGGGCUGGUCCUGUACCUCAUGUUCUUUGCACCAGGAAUGGGUCCCAUGCCGUGGACCAUCAACUCCGAGAUCUACCCCCUCUGGGCUCGCAGCACCGGCAACGCCUGCUCAGCUGCAACCAACUGGGUCUUCAACCUCCUGGUCUCCAUGACGUUUCUGACAUUGACCGAGACUCUAACCAGGCCAGGCACUUUCUUCAUGUACAGUGGCCUAGCCCUUUUGGGGGUCCUCUUCAUUUGGGCCUUCGUGCCCGAAACGAGGGGCAAGCGUUUGGAGGAGAUUCAGGCGAUAUUUGAGGGGCCGUGCGUGAUGGGUUGUGGUGGUAGUGGUUCACACUACACGCACGUCUCCGGGAAGGUCAGAGGUCAAACUCCUGAGCCGUCGGUGUGUACCCCCAUCCUUGAGGAGGAGAGAAGUGCUAUCUGGAUGUACAGCUCCUUGGCGUUCCUUGGUCUUCUCUUCAUCUUCUUCCUGGUCCCUGAGACUCGCGGGUUACGGCUUGAGGAGACGGAGCUGCUGUUUAACCGGCCCUGGGGUCAGAUUACUGCCCCCUUGCAGCAGGACAGAAAAGUGCAGUACAUCCGGGUCAGAGGUCACAACCAGGGCACCUCCGACGCUUCCGAUGUUGAAUGACAGUAGAUAUGUUAGAGAUGUCAUCAUAAUUGUAGAUAUAUUCCCAUUUUAGUCAAAUGUUUAGCUUUUGUUUCUUUUUUGAAAUCCUUUUUUCCGAGCAAGCUUCCAUGACAUUACAUGUAAUUAGUUUACAAUAGAUAGAAUAUUAUUAAUUUUAACUGUAGUAUGACAGAUGGCUAAAUGUCUGUAUGAAUGUGUUGUUUUUGUCUCUAGAAAUCUCUAUUCAUUAUGCCCCCUAUCCAAGGAUGGUAACAUUAAAAAAAAGUAGAAAUUGUAAAAAUAUUUAUGAUGUAAAAAAGAGACUUGAGCAAAGAUGAAUAAAGCAAUCCAGAUGCUCUAUAAACAUUAUAUCUCAUUUCCAGGCCUUGUUCCCCUCAUAAUUACUAAACCAGUUGUUGAAGAACAACCAUUUUAGGCCACACCAAAUUUAUUUGCUGCUUCUCGGAUUUUUUUC